AGGCCCGUGGCUUACUGAGGGACAGGAGCAGUCCUGCGCUUGCAGCCUCGGGAACCAUGGGGAUAGGGCCACGCAGCCAGUCCUUGCGAGGACCACGUCCCUCCUAUGGCAAGCUCCAGGAGCCCUGGGGGAAGUCUUCAGAGAGCCGGCUGCGCCGGGCACUGAGCCUCAGACAGGGCCAUGAGAAGGCCAGGCCCUCGAAUGGAGGCCCGGAAAGGCUGGACACGCCCGGUCAGGAGUGGCUGCCGGGGGGCCUGGAGGACACGGAGCAGCUGAUUCAAGCUCAGCAGGGAGACCGCCGGCGGUGGCUGAAGCAGUAUCAACAGCAGGUAAAGAGAGGGUGGGAGAGCUUUGUCUCCAGCUUCCCUGCUGUGACCUUGAGCCGGCCAGCGCCCCCAAAGCCCCCUCUGCGCACCACCAGCUAAGGAUGCUGCAAGCCGUGUCGGUUCCUGCCGCGCCUGGAUGAGACAGCCGUGUCUGCUGAUCUACGUCUUCGUGGCCCUCCGAACUCCUCUGCGUAGACUGCUCCUGCCUUCCUUACAUGGUGCACUAAGGCCUCUGCCACCAAGUUACCCGAGGGUCCUGUGAUUGUCUUUCAGCCUUGGCCCUCCACUCCAAGGCUGGCUUGCAGUAAGGACCCCAAAAGGCUGAGAAGAAGGGGGUUCAGCUCUUUCCUGAUGGAUUCUGCCAUCCAGACAAAGGGGAAUCCUGGGACAGUGACACGUAUGAGGGCCUUAGAAACCUGCCUAGAAGUAGGGGUGUCGACACCCCUGGCCCCACACAAGACCCGUUGUGAACUCCCAGGACAGAGCUCAGUGAAGCCAGACCCAUGGCUGAAAGGCUCUGCCCAUCACCUGCGCAGGACCCUCCCACCACACCCCACCUGCCAGUGGUGGGCAAGGCAUGGGUCUCCCUCCCUGACAAUGAGCCCCCCAAGGGCAAGGACGAAGUCAGGGCCGUCCCCAGCACUGGAGCUCUACAGCUGAAAAGGCCAGGCCUGUAUAUUGUCACUUGUAUCCUUACAGUAUCCCGAUGAAGGAAGGGGGGAAGCCUUCUCUCCCUGUGUGACAGAGGUAGAAACUGAGGCCCAGAGCAAGGAAGAAAUUCUUGUCUUUGGCACCCUUGGCCCCACCCCCACCCAGUUCCUGACCUUGGGGCUGAACUCAGGAAUAAAGGUGGUUGUGCUGAAGUAUA
Messenger RNA from Suricata suricatta (meerkat), 1194 nucleotides. It is a transcript of the gene CUNH11orf86, whose product is annotated as chromosome unknown C11orf86 homolog. NCBI's taxonomy places the organism in Eukaryota, Metazoa, Chordata, Mammalia, Carnivora, Herpestidae. The coding region runs from base 57 to 425 and encodes 122 amino acids. The record is from RefSeq and is a predicted model, not a curated record. The transcript is spliced from 2 exons.